UGCAAGCCCGAGGGGCAGAAUGAUUUGUAUGAUCUGCACUUCUUAGCGAGCGUGUUGGAUAAAGAUUUGGAGUCGACAAAUGUAUCGAGCCUGUACACGAUCACUCCAACACAGGAUAUCGAUUGUCCGGCAUAUAAAGCAACAAUCUAUCCAAAUAAUUUGACAGCAUUUCCAGUCAUUUAUAUGGAUUUUAAACCGAAACAGUUGCAACCGCUGCGCGUUUGGCAACCAAUUAAUACUUCAGUCUUUCAGACUCUUUACAGCCGGUACACAUGCUAA
Messenger RNA from Gongylonema pulchrum, 279 nucleotides. NCBI's taxonomy places the organism in Eukaryota, Metazoa, Nematoda, Chromadorea, Rhabditida, Gongylonematidae. The record is from the annotation of a GenBank genome assembly.